Molecule: messenger RNA, 801 nt
Organism: Salpingoeca rosetta
Lineage: Eukaryota; Choanoflagellata; Craspedida; Salpingoecidae
Exons: 6
Coding region: 1-801 (266 amino acids)
Source: RefSeq, a predicted model, not a curated record
AUGUCCACGGCUCGCAAACGCUGCAUGAUCCAAGGUGGGUGCACGAGCUGGGAGUUUGACCCAGAGGUGCACAUGUGCCGCAACUGCAGCAUCCAGUACAAGCAAGUGGCAGAUGCGGUCCGAAAAUAUGUCAAGGCGCCCGUCCUCAGAGGCGGACUUGUGGUGACAAAGCCCAUCCAAAGCCCCUUCUAUCUUGGGCUGCAAGAAGGAGACAAGAUCGACAUCCUGGACAUUCUUCCUGACAACACAUCCAUCAUCGUCCGCACACCAGACGAUAUCGUGGGGUACUUUAACCUCGACUGCGUCGCCACAGAGGAAGAGAUUGUGCAAAACUUCCAGCAGGAGGAAGAGAAGCGGCAAGAGGAGGAAGAGCGCCGGGCAAAAGAGGCGCAGCGGCAAGCUGAGGAGCAGUAUGAACAGCAGCUGCGCGAGCGCAUGAAGUUGAAAGCGAUUGAGGACAAAGAGCGGCGCCUGCGCGAAGCGGAACAGCGGAGGAUUGAGCACGAACAGCGCAUGGCUCAGGUGCAGACGUGCAUUUGGGUGGUGUGUGGAAGGGGGGAGGGGGGGUCUGUGGAUGUCUGUGUGCGUGUGUCUGUGCGUCUGUGUGCGUGUGUCUGUGCGUCUGUGUCUGAGCAAGAGCGGCUUGCGCGGGAAGACCACGAGAAGCGGGUUGCAGAGGCGCGCGAGAUGAAGCGUAUCUGGGACCUGCAGCAGGAGCAAUAUGAGCGGGAAAAGAAGCUUGCCAACCAGCCGCAGUGGAAACGCGACCUCAUUGAGCGCAAGCAGCAGCACCGCUCCUGA